Molecule: messenger RNA, 483 nt
Organism: Dalotia coriaria
Lineage: Eukaryota; Metazoa; Arthropoda; Insecta; Coleoptera; Staphylinidae
Gene: RpS27
Product: ribosomal protein S27
Exons: 2
Coding region: 127-381 (84 amino acids)
Biological process (GO): translation; ribosomal small subunit assembly
Cellular component (GO): ribosome; cytosolic small ribosomal subunit
Molecular function (GO): RNA binding; structural constituent of ribosome
Source: RefSeq, a predicted model, not a curated record
CGACGUUAGUGACACUCCGGCGCACUGUGCCCGCAACUCACUCUUUUACAUGGUCGCUGUCGAGCUGUAACCACGUGCGGUAGUUGUUAUAAUUCAACGUAACGUGUUAACUAAACGAAAUUCAAGAUGCCUUUGGCUGUCGACCUGCUGCAUCCGAGUGCUGAGAAACAACGCCGCUCUCACAAGAAGAAGCGUCUCGUGCAGCACCCCAACAGCUUUUUCAUGGACGUGAAGUGCCCCGGUUGCUACGCUAUCUCUACAAUCUUCUCGCACGCUCAGUCGGCGGUACCCUGCAAGGGAUGCUCAACCAUCCUGUGCACGGCCACCGGCGGCAAGGCGCGACUUACUGAAGGAUGCAGUUUCAGGCGCAAGCAACAUUAAGAAGCAAGAAUGUGUGCUGAUGUUUAUUAUUAUAAUGUAAUUAUGAAUUAAACUGUACGAUCCACGUCGUUUUCUAAAUAAAACAUCAAUGUGAAUGUGCAA